Messenger RNA from Vicia villosa (hairy vetch), 1603 nucleotides. RefSeq names its product putative pectinesterase 63. Gene Ontology annotation, biological process: cell wall modification. Gene Ontology annotation, molecular function: pectinesterase activity. Bases 3 to 1109 code for a protein of 368 amino acids. The record is from RefSeq and is a predicted model, not a curated record. NCBI's taxonomy places the organism in Eukaryota, Viridiplantae, Streptophyta, Magnoliopsida, Fabales, Fabaceae. The transcript is spliced from 3 exons.
AAAUGAUUUCAAAAACAAGAACCUCUAUCAUUAAUGUUGUUAUUAUCAUAGCAAUUUUAUAUAAAGCAAAUAUUGUAUUAUCAGAUGACAAUAGUCUAAUUCCUGCUGAUAGAUCCCAAGUAGAUUCAUGGUUUAAUAAGAAUGUGGGUCCAUUAAAACAAAGAAAAAGUACCCUUGAACCUGCAUUGGUGGAUGCAGAGGCUGGUGCUAAGGUUAUUAAAGUAAUGAAAGAUGGUAGUGGUCAAUUCAAAACCAUCACCGAUGCCAUCAAUAGCAUACCUACUGGAAACAACAAACGUGUAAUUCUUAAGAUAGGUCCUGGAAAUUAUAAGGAGAAAAUAACAAUUGACAGGUCUAAACCUUUUAUUACAUUGUUAGGUACACCAAAAAAUAUGCCUAAUUUAACUUUUGAUGGUACUGCAAAACAAUAUGGCACAGUUGAUAGUGCAACAUUGAUUGUUAAAUCUGAUUAUUUUGUAGCUGCUAACAUCGCAAUAUCGAAUUCUGCCGCAAGACCUGAUGGAAAAAGGUCAGGCGCUCAAGCGGUUGCGUUGAGAAUUUCUGGCGACAAAGCAGCAUUUUAUAACUGCCAAAUAUAUGGAUUCCAGGAUACAGUUUGCGAUGACAGGCAUAACCAUCUUUUCAAAGAUUGCUUAAUUCAAGGCACAAUAGAUUACAUAUUCGGAAGUGGAAAGUCACUAUAUUUAAAAACUGAAUUAAGAACGCUUGGAACUAAAGAUGUGACAGUGAUAGUAGCACAAGCAAGAAAAAGUGCAUCAGAAGAUUAUAUAUACUCAUUUGUGCAUUGUGAUUUAACUGGAACUGGAACUCGCACAUUCUUGGGUAGAGCAUGGAUGUCUCGUCCCAAAGUCGCAUUUGCUUACUCAUCUAUGAGCAAUGUUAUUGAUCCAGAAGGGUGGAGUAACAACAUGCACUCUGAAUAUGACAAAACUAUAUUCUUUGGAGAAUACAAGAACACAGGACCAGGGGCAGCUACCAAAAAACGUGCAAAAUUCACAAAGCUAUUAAGUGAUGCAGAAGCUAAACCUUUCAUUACACUUGGAAUCAUUCAAGGAUCUAAAUGGCUGCUACCUCCUCCAAAUUUUUAAUUUUUUUCCCAUAUAAAUGUGAUUGCACCCCAUUUUGAGGGGUGAAUUUGUAAAAAAAUCCAAUUAAACACUUAGAUCUAAUUUAUUUUGGGGGCUUUUGCUUUCAUUUUAGGGUUGGAAUUCUCUGAUUGUCGAAUUCUCGAGUGCUAUGCAAACAAUUGAGUUCACUCAUGAGAAGAAUUGGCAUAAUGUUUGGUUGGAAACAGACUCUACGAUGAUAGUUAAAGCUUUCAAGCCUCCAUAUAAUGUGCAUUGGGUGGUUCGUAAUAGAUGGCUUAACUGUAUUUUUUUAGUCUUUCGAAAGAAUUUUGUUGUUUUUCAUAUUUUUAGAAAAGGGAAUAAUUGUACAGAUGCCCUUGCUAAUUUAGACUUAACUUUGACUGAUACUACUUUUUUUACUUUCAUUGCUAUAUUUCCGAAGGCAGAUUUUGUAAAGAAUAAGUUUGAUUUGCCUUUCUUUAAAUUUACUAAUUAUUGAGUGGAGUUUGGUAUAA